Heterobasidion irregulare TC 32-1 is the source of this 900-nucleotide messenger RNA. RefSeq lists its product as uncharacterized. Bases 1 to 900 code for a protein of 299 amino acids. The transcript is spliced from 5 exons. NCBI's taxonomy places the organism in Eukaryota, Fungi, Basidiomycota, Agaricomycetes, Russulales, Bondarzewiaceae. The record is from RefSeq and is a predicted model, not a curated record.
AUGGCCCUGAUCACGCUGUCCGGUUACCCGUCCUCUGGCAAAACAAAGCGCGCGCACCAGCUCAAAACCGACCUCGAAAGGCGCCUUCACGAGCCCUCGUAUGCCGGUCCAAACAUGAAAGUCGUCCUCCUGUCCGACGACACGCUAAAUGUCGACAGGAACGCAUACGAUGACAGCCGAUCGGAGAAGCCAGCCCGCGGCGCACUGUUCACUGCGAUGCAGCGCCAGAUGGGCCUUGACACGAUCCUCAUAGUGGACGCGAUGAAUUACAUCAAGGGCUUCCGCUACCAGAUGUACUGCGCCGCCAGAGAGCUCAAGUUGCGCGUCUGCACUGUGUACGUGGUCGCGACCGCGGAGCUCUGCGUUCAAUGGAAUCAGGACCGUGAAGACGGGAAGUCAUACGCCGCAGAGACCCUUGACAACUUGAUCCAACGCUUUGAAGAGCCCUCGUCGAUGGUUCGGUGGGACUCCCCCCUCUUCACCGUCCCAUGGUUGGAGGAAAAUCUCCCGGUGGACGACAUCUGGAAAGCCGUGAUGGAGGGCAGCGUCAAGCCCCCAAACGCAGGCACGCAAGCGGUGGCAAAAGCCCCGACCGACGCCCUGCACACGCUAGAACAGACGUCCGCGUCGAUGGUCUCCGCCAUCAUGGCCGAGCAGGCGGCCUCGGGCGGCCUCGGUGGCGCCGUGACGCUGGCCGUGUCCGCGACGACGCGGCCGCGUAUAUUCCUGCCCGCGCGCAGCAUCACGCUCUCGGAGCUGCAGCGCCUUAAGCGGCAGUUCGUGACCGUCCACAGGAAGGCAAUCACGCUCGGGACGGUAGAGAAGGGGGCCGUGGACUGGGGCGAGGAGCGGGUCGCGGAGAAAUUUGUAACAUAUCUUGAGGACAAUCUGAGACCCUGA